Molecule: messenger RNA, 1994 nt
Organism: Enhydra lutris kenyoni (northern sea otter)
Lineage: Eukaryota; Metazoa; Chordata; Mammalia; Carnivora; Mustelidae
Product: ciliary associated calcium binding coiled-coil 1
Exons: 8
Coding region: 108-1013 (301 amino acids)
Source: RefSeq, a predicted model, not a curated record
CCCGGAAGCCUCUUAGAGGAGGGAUUCGUUCCCCAGACUCGCGCCUGCGGCCCCGCCUCGGUUGCCUAGGCGACGAAGGGCCGCAACUCCGGGGCGAGAUCCUGAGGAUGUCCAUGGGGACCACUCCCGGGGGGACGACCCCCGCGGCGACGACCCCGGCGGGAACCACACCCGAGUCGGAGAGAGAUGCUGAAUUCCAGGAACAUGAAAAGAUUCUGUCUCCAGAUUUUCUUUCAGCUGCUCAAAUCACUGAAAUGCUGGCAGAGGACAUAGAUGGAGUUCAACAAAAAUUGAAAAAGUUUUUGAAUUUCAAAAACCUUCACACCUGUCUAAAGGAAGCCAUUCUACUAGAUUAUUAUGUAUCUGGAUUUUUGUGGGCUAGAGGAAUGGAAUUUUCUGUUAUUCAAUAUUCAAAAUUUAUGACUUUACUAGAUAUGUUACUUCAUAAUCUUAGAACACUGCACAUGUCUUUGGAAGACAGCAUAAAAUGGCUUGGAGAAGUUAUGGCUGAAACAGGACCAUCACAUUCACAGAAAAAUGAGGAAUGGAAUGUCUUUAAUACAAAACAAGCCAAUGCUGUCAUCGAUUACUUAAAAAUCAGCUUAUUUCAACACUACAAGCUAUAUGAGUUUCUAUUCUACUCUACCAGGGAAGAAAUUGUGAUAGGAACUGAGCAAGUGUUAGAGGUUGUCAAGCCUUCAGGUGGUCUCUUCCCAGAUCCUCUAGAAGAAGGAAUUUCAUUUGAUAUUUAUUCAACAUUCAUAGAGACACCCCCAAAACUGGAUACAGAAAUGAAGGGAUUGGAUCAAGAACAAGGCCCUGAGGAAUCCCAGUCAGAAGCCAACACUUCCGCCGAGGAUCCUUUAGUGGGUUUCACCAUCAAGGAUAUAAAAGCAGUGUUGGAUCAAGUCACAGAUGAUAUUGUAAUUGGCAUUCAGACCGAGAUAAACGAAAAGCUGCAAAUACAGGAAGAGGCCUUUAAUGCACGAAUAGAAAAAUUGAAAAAGGCCUGAGGACCCAGUACAAGGAGAGCGAUGCUAAACUUCACAGAAACAAACACAACCAGCCAGAAUAAUAGACCCUCCUGAGCAGCUGAACUCCUUCAUUUUGUUGGGAGAGGAAAACCAAGACCCACAUUUUAUUAUCUGAAGUAAUUAGAAAAGUACUGGCCCCCAUUUCGCUAUCUCCUGUCCCAUAAUAGCCUCCAAAUUUAUGGCACUAAGGGUAAUAAGGACAUUUUGUAUACAAGAGUUUGGAGAAUUAUAUAUAAAAAUACAAUUACUUUUAUGGUACUCCUUUGACAUUUUGACUAAUAAAUGCUAUUCAUCUUCAGGGAGAAUGAAGCCAACUUUUUUAAAUAAGGAAAAAUAAUAAUAAUUUUAUCCAUAUUGACCCAGUGAGCUGCUGCAUUACUGGAGCCCUGUGAACAGAUACGACACUGCCAAGGAAAAAACAUGCUAAACAAUAGUAAUUAAAAUGCAUAUACUAUGGGUUUUUUUCUCCCCCUUAAAUCACUUGGUUUUCUUAUUUAAACGUUUCAGUGUGAAGCCAAUUUUCUGAAAUUAUAUAAUGCAGUUUGAAGCACUUUAAUUUAUUCUGUACUGUAUUUGUUAUUUCUAAUCUUGUUACUCUCCCAGGAGAAUACAUGACCUAUAUAAAAAGAAGCAAUGUAUAAAUGGUUAUUAAAGACCAACCUAUAUAUAGAUUGCAAAAAUCUUAAAUACAAAUCAAACUCACAGAGCUCUUAAAAUUAACUAUUAUAUUGCAGUAGAAUGAUUGAAAACAUCUCAAGCCCUUAAAUACGCUUAGUAAAAUAUGAUUUUAGAAGAAAAAUAUCCAUUUGCCAACUGAUUGUUUCAGGUUGGAUAAAUUAAAAUAAUAGCUAGAUCCUUUCCAAAUUUCUUAGACUUCAGAGUAUCUGAGAAUGGAGAGCAUUACUAGGAAGGGGAGAGUUCCUUCAAGAACUUUCUCGUUUAGGAGCGCCUGGGUGGCUC